Brassica napus (rape) is the source of this 1422-nucleotide messenger RNA. RefSeq names its product squamosa promoter-binding-like protein 5. Gene Ontology annotation, cellular component: nucleus. Gene Ontology annotation, molecular function: DNA binding. The transcript has 2 exons. Lineage: Eukaryota; Viridiplantae; Streptophyta; Magnoliopsida; Brassicales; Brassicaceae. The coding region runs from base 638 to 1168 and encodes 176 amino acids. The record is from RefSeq and is a predicted model, not a curated record.
UGCAAGCAUCUUCUAAACGUGUUCAUUCAUAUGCCAUGGUCCAGAACAGACAAUAUUCAUGCUGCCAACACCAAAUACCACAAACAAGGCAAGUUAAAACCAAAUACAAAACAAGCAUAUAAUAAAAAGAUAUAGAAUUUUAAACUCAACAUAAUAACAUUCCCUCUAAUCCUAAGCUAACCUGGAAUGCCUUGUCUAGAUGGGUCCAAAGUCUAAAACAAUAGAUGACCACAUCACGUAAUCAAGUACUUAGAGCAUGAUUAUUGGAAGGUUCUUAAAGUGAAGUUUUUAGCGGAAUAUAAAAAUACGUUUCUUAACUUUUAACUAAAAAAACUAAGAAUUGUCUCUUAAAACUCUUAUUUAAGAGCCGGUUCUUAGCUUUUUUAGUUAAAAGUUAAAAGUCAGGUUUUUAUAUUCCGCUAAAAACUCUAUCUUAAGAACCUUUAUAUUCCAGAAAAGUAUACAAGGACACAGUGGUCCACCGUCCAUCUCCCGACUUUUCUUCCCCUUUUUAAACACUUCAGAACACAACACAUUCACUCCAAACCCCAACCCCAUCCAUCAUCAACAUUGCUUAGUCUUAACCAUAGUUCCACCACCAUCUUCUCAAGGCUACAACUUAAAAGCUUAACCAGAAAUGGAGAAAUCACAACGCUGGAGUUACGUGAAAGACAAGGCUAUAAUCUCCAACCUUGCUGAACAAGAAUGGGAGAAUAGCAUGGAUGGGGAAGAGGAGGAUGCAGGAGAUGAAGACAAAAGGAAGAGAGUGACGGAGAGAGCUAGGGAUACUAACACAGACCGUGUUCCACCGCGGCUAUGCCAGGUCCAUAGGUGCACUGCUAAUUUAACUGAAGCCAAGCAGUAUUACCGCAGACACAAAGUCUGUGAAGUUCAUGCAAAGGCAUCUGCUGCAACUGUUUCAGGCGCCAAGCAUCGUUUUUGUCAACAAUGCAGCAGGUUUCAUGAGCUACCAGAGUUUGAUGAAGCUAAAAGAAGUUGCCGGAUGCGCCUAGCUGGACACAAUGAGAGGAGAAGGAAAGUUUCUGGUGACAGUUUCGGCGAAAGGUCAGGCCGGAGAGGGUUUAGGGGUCAACUGAUCCAGACUCAAGAAAGAAACAACGUAGACAUGAAACUUCCUAUGGCCAACACAUCAUUCAAACGACCAUAGAUCAAAUAAACAAUAUCAACACACCAGCUCUCUAUCUUCUGUCAUCUACUUAUGGUCUAUAUCUACAUUAUCUUGUUAUCCAAAUAAUAGCAUCUAACUAUGUCAAGAAAAAUGAAUCCUACACCAAUAUAUAACUACAAAAGUCUAGUACCCUUUAUGCUGUCAUAUGAAGGAUGGCUAUCCACAAAAUGUAAUAAGAGCUUUGCAUACUCUUGCGUCUACUUAUGUUUAAUAAUGAUUAUGAUAUGUUUUUA